AGAUGAUUGCCGAAGUUAUGCGGCAGACUUCUUUGUUAGCUUUAAAAUUCUGUGAUACUUUCGGUGGUGUGAUGUUGCAGUUUCUCCAGAAUGGCCCGUUUUACGAUGUGCAUGCAUUGAAACCUUUGCUAAGACACAUUUGGCCUAUCCCCCUCAGUGGAUACGAGCCAUGAUAGAGGUUAAUCAUCAUCAUCAUCAUCAUCAUCAUCAUCAUCAUCAUAUCAUCACCAUCACAUCGUGCACUGGUAUCAGAAUUGGCCUACCAAGUCGCACUCUUUCUGAGGGACGUAUUCCCGAACGAUCACUGUCGGCAAUACUAGAACAAAUUGUAGUCUCAACCAACGGAGACGAUAGCGCUGGUGGUGUUUUUAAAAUUACUUAUCUCAAUAGCAGUAAAAUAUUCGUGCUAAACAAGAAUAAAUAUUGCACUACCGUUUUCCGUAAAGAAAGAUGAAGAGCGCGUGCACAAACCGCACGUGAGCUUGCGUUCCACUCAGCGCGUGCCAGAAGCGCAGCCUGCUCAGUUUCUGCCAGCUCAGUCUUCACAUCGGAACGCCGCUAAGACGAAUAAGAAUUUAUUGCGGCUUCCGGGCGAUGGCCAUUUGCCAGAUCCGCAAAGAACAGCGGCUCCAGCGUCGAAACCAGCUGGAUAGCGCGAAUGAGGGCGCCCCGUCGGCGUACGGCCACGACAGUGAAGACUUGGGCGACGUGAUACGUACCGACGUUAGCGACGACUGCUUCAGGAUGAUCUCAGUUGCGUUGCCUAGCACUGCGCCGCCGUUCUCAGACGUGGCACCGCCUUCCGUCCGUGACCCGGGGUUGCCGCGUCCGUUUGGCCUUUACCGCGGUGUCGUCGUCGACGAACGUGUCUGCUACUGGACCGAGAAGCACGACAAGGGCGUGCUCGACAUGCAAGCUACCAUCUACGAUUACGACAUCGAUGUUCUCCAGAAGACCACACACGCUCGAUCACUGCAGUACUCGGAGCCAACUGGUAGCUACGAGGAUGUCCAAGAGAAAAAGAACAGCGCCACGAGUGAGCCGAACGCCAGCGUCUACGACCAUAACAACGGCGACGACGAGGGCGAUGACGACGGUGACAACAACGACGAGGCACUGCUGCACGCGAAGGACACCGAGAUCUACGGCAACGCACUGCUGGACCUGACAGGUGCCGAGCAUGACCAGUUGGAGGGACUUCAGGGCGGUCACUACGGUCCCGUGGUCACGACGUACGGGACGCCGUAUGCGCCAGGAGAACCAUUUCCCAACAAGCGUUUCCAUCACUGUGUACAGCGCGGCGCGCGUCUUAGUCGUGGUUGCACCGAGGACCUCGGGCGACCGCAACCGCUUCUGCACCAGCCCGUGCGGUCGUGCGCUGCAUAAUCGCGCCAACGUACACAUGGCGACAGGAAGCUGCCAGCCGUGGAAUCCAGAAGCAGAAUCAAGGCCGUGGCUCCGAAUCACGGACUCGUUUACCUGGUUGACGCGUCGGGAACAAUGUCAGCCAGAACGAGUGUUUCGUAAAGUUUGUUGACGUGUAUUUUGUUUGAAAAAGACGUAUUAAUAUUAAUUAAAUUAUUA
This is a messenger RNA of Dermacentor silvarum, 1584 nucleotides long. RefSeq lists its product as uncharacterized. The record is from RefSeq and is a predicted model, not a curated record. NCBI's taxonomy places the organism in Eukaryota, Metazoa, Arthropoda, Arachnida, Ixodida, Ixodidae. The transcript is spliced from 2 exons. Bases 595 to 1386 code for a protein of 263 amino acids.